Messenger RNA from Rubroshorea leprosula, 1176 nucleotides. Lineage: Eukaryota; Viridiplantae; Streptophyta; Magnoliopsida; Malvales; Dipterocarpaceae. The record is from the annotation of a GenBank genome assembly.
AUCACUGUCCUUGAAGAAUCCAUGGGAGCAAUCCUUGUCCAACAUGAUGACUCAGGCAAGAAAGAAAGAGUCAUCUAUUAUGUGAGCAAGAAGUUCAAUGAUUGUAAAAGGCAAGCCAUUACAGAUCACUUAGCCGAACAUGUAGUAGAGGAUUAUGAGCCUAUUGAUUGGGAUUUUCCUAAUGAGGACAUCUUGGCAAUAGAGGCAAAAUCUGAUUCAAAUAAUUGGAAGCUCUUCUUCGAUGGAGCUAUUAACCAGCUUGGUUGUGGCCUUGGAGCUGUGUUGGUAUCCCCAAAGGGUGAUCAUUUUCCUAUUGCUAUAAAGCUGGAUUUUGCUUGUACCAACAACAUAGUCGAAUAUGAAGCUUGUAUUGCAGGAAUACAUGUUGCUCUAGAUAUGAAUGUCCAAGAUUUGGAGAUAUAUGAAAUUCAGAUUCAUCUCUUUACCAAGAACCAAUUCAUGGAUGCUUUGGCUACUUUAGCCUCCAUGAUCCAAAUCUCCAAUGAUGAUGUAAUCAAGCCUUUAAAGAUUAAAAUUAGUCAAGAACCUGCACAUUGCAUGGAAAUCAAGGUUGAUGACAAACCAUGGUUUCAUGAUAUUAAACAAUUCUUGCAAAUGGGGAAUACCCUCUACAUGCUUUUGAGAUAUGGGCAACCAGAGGCCAUCAUUACUGAUAAUGCAAGCAAUUUGAACAAUGACAUGAUGACUACACUAGGCAAGCAAUUCAAGAUCAAGCAUUUGAACUCUUCUCCACACCGACCGAAGAUGAAUAGUGCGAUGGAAGCUGCCAACAAGAAUAUCAAGAAGAUUCUAGCUAAAAUGACAGUUACUUACAAAGAUUGGCAUGAAAUGUUGCCAUAUGCUCUCCAUGCUUAUAGAACCUCUAUUCGCACUUCAACUGGGGCAACCCCUUAUUCCUUGGUAUAUGGAAUGGAGGUAGUACCACCAAUUGAGCUGGAAAUUCCUUCCAUGAGAAUUUUAUCCGAGUCAAUAUUGAGGAAGAAGAUUUGAUUCAGAAAAAGAUAGAUCACCUCAACUUGCUUGAUGAGAAGAGAUUGGCAACUCUUUGUCACGGUCAGUGUUAUCAGCGACAAAUGGUAAUAGCUUACAACAAGAAAGUCAAAUCGAGAGUAUUUCAUCAAAGAGAUCUUGUCUUAAGAAAGAUCAUGCCAAAUG